Molecule: messenger RNA, 585 nt
Organism: Seminavis robusta
Lineage: Eukaryota; Bacillariophyta; Bacillariophyceae; Naviculales; Naviculaceae
Source: the annotation of a GenBank genome assembly
AUGGAGGAGAUUCGGGCAUCAGGACGACCAAAGCGUAAGACUAGGGCUCCUGACAGACUGAACCUCCAGCAGCAGCACGUGAAACCCACGAAGACUAUGUUUGGCUAUCACCUCACAAUGGCAGAUAACAAGAAAGGAUUGUCACCAGAAGAGAGAGACGCUAUCAUAGAAGACUGCCACAACAGCACGGAACAACAAUGUCCUCGGAAAGGAAGUAUUCGUGAGUAUGAUGAGAUUGAAGGAAUGGUUAUGGCACAGUACAUCAAUGAGUUGAACGACCGCUUUCAACAAGGGAAGUAUGGUCACAGUUACGGACAGCAUGAUUUGCUGGACAAAGGAUUGAAAGUCUUUGGUGAACGUGGUUACAAGGCCGCUAUGAAGGAAAUAGGCCAAUUGCAUGACCGAGUUGCAUUUGCUCACUUUCGAUCCCGUUCUUUCGCUUACCAGGUGGCUAUGUUCUGUGCAGGUUUGCCUCGAAGGAAAAGCAUCAUAUUUUUGUACUCAAACGAGCUGAACGGUGCAGAGACGGGCAAUUUUGUGGGGAAGCAAAGUAUACCUUCCUUGGAUAUCUUUGUGGGAGAUUAG